Gigantopelta aegis is the source of this 618-nucleotide messenger RNA. Its product is annotated as 5-hydroxytryptamine receptor 4-like. Bases 1 to 618 code for a protein of 205 amino acids. Gene Ontology annotation, biological process: adenylate cyclase-activating adrenergic receptor signaling pathway. The transcript is spliced from 3 exons. The record is from RefSeq and is a predicted model, not a curated record. Gene Ontology annotation, molecular function: G protein-coupled receptor activity. Gene Ontology annotation, cellular component: membrane. NCBI's taxonomy places the organism in Eukaryota, Metazoa, Mollusca, Gastropoda, Neomphalida, Peltospiridae.
AUGCAUGACGUCAGUGACAAAAAAUUCCACUUGAUCAGUAUGAUGAACGACAGUGACGCCUACGACUGCAAUGCGGUGCUGGGGGCCCUGGGGACGAGCCGCACAAACGCGUACAUCGUGUCGCUGGCGUUUUCAGACAUCGGUCUGGCGGUCCUGGUGUUGCCUCAGCACAUCUACGAAUCGUGGAACAGACGGUGGGGUCUUCCCCUGUGGAUGUGUCAGUUGAGACUGACUGUGGACACGUGCAUGGUUCAUAUUUCAGUGUCCAGUCUGUGCGCCUUGGCAGCAGAGGGAUACCUGGCCGUCUGUCAUCCAUUUACAUACGCGAAGGUGACCACCAGAAUUACCGCCGUCAUCAUCGCCUUGUGCUGGGUCGUUCCAAUCGCCAUCUGGGUCGGAUACGAAGUCAGCGACAGGCGCUACACUGGUAUUGAAGACAUUUUAUACUGUCUGUUCCAAUCCGGCCGCUGCGUGUAUCUUCUGAACAAGUAUGACCAUUUAUUGUCUAUUGUAAUGGUAUUCUUCAUCCCUUUGACUGUCAUCUUCAUUACAUACGGCAAAAAUAUUUGCCACGGCACGGAGGCACGCUCGUGCGAUACAGGCCUUGCACGACACUGA